Molecule: messenger RNA, 1307 nt
Organism: Oryzias latipes (Japanese medaka)
Lineage: Eukaryota; Metazoa; Chordata; Actinopteri; Beloniformes; Adrianichthyidae
Product: dynein axonemal light chain 4
Biological process (GO): microtubule-based process
Cellular component (GO): dynein complex
Source: RefSeq, a predicted model, not a curated record
GUAACCAAUAAGAACGCAGCGUGACUGAGAGGGGCGGGCUCUAUUUGUGUUUGUGCUCAGUUCAAACUGUCUCCUUAACAACGUAUGAAAACGAACGAUAAAAGCAGAUUGUGUUGUUGGAUUGACGCCUUGUGAUGGCUGGAACCGGGGAGGGGAAGAAAGAAGAGGCCGAUUAUAAGAGACUGCACAACUUCCCCCUCAUCAGGCACACAGACAUGCCAGAUGAAAUGCGAAUAGAGACCAUGGAGCUGUGUGUAUCAGCCUGUGAAACGUUUGCAACAAACAAUGAGAGUGCAGCGAAGAUGAUCAAAGAGCACAUGGACAAGAAGUUCGGCAGCUCUUGGCACGUGGUGAUUGGCGAAAGCUUUGGUUUCGAGGUCACGCAUGAAUUGAAGAACCUGCUCUACAUGUUUUUUGGAGGGAGCCUGGCCGUGUGCGUGUGGAAGUGCUCGUAGCGGCUCCGCCCUUUGCUUUAUCCCAAUGGUGACUGAAUUGGAAAUUAACACCAGCUUCUAGCCAGAUUCUGGUUACAUUUGGGUUUGGCACGUCAGCUUGUCUAUACUACCAUCCACGAGGCUCAGUAUGGUGAUCUGAAUACAGAGAACACUUGAAAGUCUGACAUCUUUGAUUGGCAUGAACAGCUGCUAGCCUCUUCCGCUACAAUUCCUGUUACACUUGUUUCUUUUUAUUUUUUUACCCCCAUAAACCUGUUCUGUACUCACUUUAAGCAUUGUCCUGAGUGUUUGUGAGAGUGCCUGUGCAGUUCAGUUACUUUUCUCAAAAUGGCAGCUGGCCAGGGUCUCCAAUCCCCUUUGUCCUCCUUCCUUCUUCAGGGAGUGUGUGUGUUUGCAAGUGUGUGACUGAACUGACACGUUUGUGUGUGCUGGACACACACUUUGUUUUGGUAUGAACCCUCUCAACCAAUGGUAAUAACACUACUGACCACUGAACAGUCUAAGCACAAGAAGUGCAAGCCUUUUCCUGUCCGCACCGCCUGAAACUUCUCGCCUGUGCAGCACUACAUGGUUUUCAAUAAAGUUUUUAAAUAUUUUUUACGUGUACAUAUCUUGAUGGAAAGCUUCAUUUUGAAGGUAUCUUCUUAUAACCGAGGGCUCCGAAUCUUAAAGCCAAACAAUAAAACCCGAUCCACCUUUUUUUCUCCUUGCUGUUUGUAAUGAUCUUAAACCGGAGCCUUCUUGGGUGACAGCAGCAAUGUGAUUGCUUCAUGCAACUGAAAGGAUCCUGCUCAGUGGAGCAUAACAUGUGAACUGACCUGAUUGUAUAAUAAAGUGAAAUGUAGUGAAUGA